AUGUCUACUGAUCGCUCGCACAACCAUCUUCCUGGAGCCCAUCAAAUCAAAGCCUCCUGCUCCAAAUCCCCAGACCUCCUUCAUUGGUUAUAUAAAUCAGACGUUGGGGGUACCCUAUGUGGACAUCCUGGGAAUUUCAAGCUAGCUCUAGCAGCAGCUUAA
Prunus armeniaca (apricot) is the source of this 162-nucleotide messenger RNA. The record is from the annotation of a GenBank genome assembly. Lineage: Eukaryota; Viridiplantae; Streptophyta; Magnoliopsida; Rosales; Rosaceae.